Molecule: messenger RNA, 747 nt
Organism: Penicillium mononematosum
Lineage: Eukaryota; Fungi; Ascomycota; Eurotiomycetes; Eurotiales; Aspergillaceae
Gene: mog1
Product: Ran GTPase-binding protein MOG1
Exons: 2
Coding region: 1-747 (248 amino acids)
Biological process (GO): protein import into nucleus
Cellular component (GO): nucleus
Molecular function (GO): guanyl-nucleotide exchange factor activity; small GTPase binding
Source: RefSeq, a predicted model, not a curated record
AUGUCUCAAUUCACAGAGCAAGAGUUCUUCGGCGGAGCCAUUCGAGGCGUCGUGCCACAAGGCUGGAUUGAUUCGAGUACUCUCCGCGAGGUCCCCGACCACCAAGAGCUCUGGCUCUCACCAACCACACUCUCCAACCUAAUCAUCGAGAUCAACCAGCGUGUCCCGCAAGCAGAAGCUCUAAGCACCUUCGCCGCGCUCGACCACCAGCAACCAACCACCGCCCCAGGCAGCGGCAGCGCAGCAUCCGCAACGACAGAAACAGUCGACCAAGCCGCUGCCCUGUACCACCUGCACGAUCUCUGCGACGAAGGUGACACCAUGCAGGUUAUCAAAUCGCCCACGCGCGUCGAAGUCCAGCUUGCUUCUUCCUCGCCUUCUCCUGCCACUAUCAAGGCGUAUCGCGGCGUUGUCUCCUUCACGACCCCCGCGCGUGGCGGCGGCGGUCGUGUCCCUGUCUCUGUUGAUGGGUCCGCUGCUGGUGUUUCGGAUUCUGGGGUGCUGGGUACGCAGAUGAAUGGGGUUUCUAGUGGUUUGCCGCAGGUUUCGAGGUUGACGUGUCAUUUCUUGCUUGUUAGACUUGAGGCGCAGGAGACGGAUUUGUUGGUCUUCUUUAAUGUGCCUCAUGAGGAGUUUGAUAAGAAUGGGGACCCGAGGGGUUUGUCGCUUGAGGAGGCGGUUGCUGAGGAGACUAUUGGGGCUUUGAUUGGGAGAUUGCAGAUUUGUGAUUGGGGUCUCUUCGUUUAG